AACGACAGGUACCGUGCCUGGACUACAGUCGUCAGUCGAGAGUCGAAGCUAGGUCUGAUUGGACCCACGAGCACUGACGAGGUUCUCCGGGCAGGCAAACGCAGUACCGAGACACUUUCACCGGGAUGCUGAGGGAAACGGUUCUUGUUUUCGCGGCGCUCGUCGUAUUCGCCGGUGCAACCACAGUAAACCAAUGCGGCUCAGAAAUACCAUUCGAGGAUUCUACCCAGAUUAGUGUAUCCGAUUGCGAUAAGCCGACAUGCAUAUUGAAACAAGGAACAACAGUGACCAUACAGAUCAAACUUGUACCCAAUAGAACUAUCAAUAAUUUGGUCAAUGAUGUGGGCGCAGUUCUUUUCAACGUGCCCUUGCCCUUCGUAGGAGUUGAUGGAACAAAUGCCUGCGAGAAUAUUUAUAACUCUGAUGGUAGCAAAGCUGGAUGCCCGUUGCAACCGGGUGUCGAGUACAUAUACAAGAACAGUUUCGACGUGCUGCCAUUAUAUCCCAGGGUCUCAUUGAUCGUACGUUACGCACUGCGAGAAGGAAAUGACAAGGUCAUAUGCUUCGAUGUUCCAUCAAAAAUUACGAAAUGAAACUGUUUGGUUCGCCGACUUCGACAUAUUAAAAUCAAAGGCCACACUGCGCGCAGUUAUAGCUUGUAGCUUACGUAAUUUAAUUGAGUCGUGUGCAACGUUGCAUGUAAAAUGAUGCUUCGAAGAUUAGUGCGAUUGAAGCGCGUUAUGUAUGUUCGAUAUACAUUGUUGUAAUAAUAAGCAUUUGUAAUAUGCAUAAUUAUUUUUAAUAAAAUUAUGUAUAGAAAAUA
Molecule: messenger RNA, 823 nt
Organism: Ooceraea biroi (clonal raider ant)
Lineage: Eukaryota; Metazoa; Arthropoda; Insecta; Hymenoptera; Formicidae
Gene: Npc2b
Product: Niemann-Pick type C-2b
Biological process (GO): sterol transport
Molecular function (GO): sterol binding
Source: RefSeq, a predicted model, not a curated record